Octopus bimaculoides (California two-spot octopus) is the source of this 1848-nucleotide messenger RNA. RefSeq names its product beta1,4-N-acetylgalactosaminyltransferase B. Gene Ontology annotation, biological process: carbohydrate metabolic process. Gene Ontology annotation, cellular component: Golgi apparatus. The record is from RefSeq and is a predicted model, not a curated record. Lineage: Eukaryota; Metazoa; Mollusca; Cephalopoda; Octopoda; Octopodidae. Gene Ontology annotation, molecular function: galactosyltransferase activity.
GCCAUUCAUCAACUGAUGUUCCUCCAUUUUUAUUUAUUUAUUUUAUUUAUCUUUGCAGUUGGUUUGCAUCCCAUAAAAAAAGAGAUCCUUUCCUGGGACCAACUGAACAAGAUGCACAGUAAUGUGUUACCUGGUGGUCACUAUAAACCCAACUGUUCAAUGAAUGAAUCUGUUGCCAUUAUUAUUCCAUACCGUGAUAGGCAAUUUCAUUUGAAAAUCUUCCUUAAUAACAUACAUUCCAUUUUACAGCGACAGGCAAUAGAAUAUGGAAUCUAUAUCAUUGAACAGUGUGAUUCAUUUGCCUUCAAUCGAGGGAUGCUCAUGAAUGUCGGUUUUGCAGAAUCGCUCAAACACUAUAAUUAUAGCUGUUUUAUUUUCCAUGAUAUUGACUUAAUUCCUGAAAAUGAUAAAAACAUCUAUGAUUGUGAAGAAACUCCAAGACAUAUGUCUGUUGCUGUGGACAAAAUGAAUUAUCAGUUACCAUACAACACUUUGUUUGGUGGUGUUGUAGCAAUGAAAAAGGAAGAAUUUCAGAAAGUAAAUGGUUUUUCCAAUCGUUAUUUUGGUUGGGGAGGAGAAGAUGAUGAUCUAUAUAACAGAAUUGCGCAUCACAGCUAUAAUAUUCAUCGUCACUCACUACUGGUUGCACGCUAUACUAUGCUAAAACAUAUUCAAGGAGUGCCAAAUAAAGACAGGUAAGUAUAAUUUGCAAAAAAAUUGAUAAGGGAAUAGAGAGAAAAAUGCUAAUUAGUUAAUCAAGAUCAUAUGAAUUAAAAGUAGUCAACACUAUCCAUAUCACAGAGCGUCCCUCAUCUAUAGUUAUGAAAUCCAAUAAGAAUGGUUAAAAGAUGGAUAUAAGCGUCUCUGGGGUUUUAUGGAUUUCUGUAUGUCACAGGGAUUUCAUGGCUAAUAGAUAACAGAUGCUUCUAUGAGUCUGAAAAUAUGACCAGCACUAACCCUUUAGCAUUUAAACUGGCCAUAUCCAGCUAAAAUAUUCAACUUGUCUUUAUGUUCGAAUUGUCCAGAUCUAGCCUCUCACACCAACCCUACAAAAUCUUUUCUAAAAAUUAAUAGUUACCUCAUCAAAAUUUGAACACUACAAGAUAAUACAUAAUUAAUUCAAAACAAUGUGGACAAAUAAGCAGCAUUUCAUUUGUCUUUAUGUUCUGAGUUGAAAUUGCACCGAGGUCAACUUUGGGGUCGAUGAAAUAAGUACCAGUUCUUGUGACUUUCUGUGUUUUAAUCCAAACUGGAGAUGAACACUUAUGUUCCAUGUAAUAAUACGCUUGGUAAUUGUUGGGGUAUUCCUUAACAUGAAACCAAUGGGAGCCAUAAUACACAAAUAACGAAUCUUUGUUUAACCAUGUAGUGUUGACCACUCUUUGCCAUUGUUCAAUAUUUAUAUAUAUUGAAAGGCAGCGACCUGGCAGAAAUGUCAGUAUGUCGAGCGAAUUGCUUAGAAGUGCCAGUUGCAUACUGGGGUUGAUCUAAUCGAGAGGGCUCCCUCGCCAAAAAUUUCGGGCCUUGUGCUUUGAGUAGAAAAGUAUAUUUACAUAUAUAUAUAUAUAUAUAUAUAUGUUAAAGACUUUCGAGUGAGAUCGUUGCCAGUGCCCCUGGACUGGCUCUUGUGCGGGUGGCACAUAAAAUACACCAUUUUGAGCGUGGCCGUUGCCAGUACCACCUGACUGGCGUUCGUGCUGCUGACACGUAAAAGCACCCACUGCACUCUCAGAGUGGUUGGCGUUAGGAAGGGCAUCCAGCUGUAGAAACUCUGCCAAAUCAGAUUGGAGCCUGGUGUAGCCAUCUGGUUUCACCAGUCCUCAGUCAAAUCGUCCAACCCAUGCUAGC